AUGAAUUUAAGAAUUUUUGAUAAAACCAAAUCAGCAUCAAGGAGAUUAAAAAGUCCAAGAAUAUUCAAAACAGAAGGCAAUUAUUAAUAACAACCUAGAGAAAACAAAAGUAUAUAUUAUAAUUAUUAAUAGAUGAUAACUAAAAUAAGCCAAAAUCAUUUAUUAAUGGCAAAUCUGGAUUAGGUAAAAGAGAUUAUAGUGAGAAUUAAUCAUAAAUUACACAAAAAAGUAUAUAAAACAUUUAUCUAAAGGAUUAAUUGUUAAUAGUUAUUCACAAUAAACUAGAUAAUAAUAAUAAUAAUCAAACCAUACUCACACUAAAUACAAUACCUUUUUAGAUUCAAUCUUGAAAUUAAGUAAAUCAAAAGAAAUGAAUAGAGUACCUAUUAGAAAUAGAAAAUAAAUGUGGCAUAAUUAUGUAAGUAAAUAUCUCACUUAAACACUAAAGGUUAACCCUGAAUCUUCAAUUCCAGAAAGAAGAGUACAAAGUCAAAUAAACAUAUUAAAAACAGAUGAAACCUAUAAUAAAAAUAGAUCAACCGCUUCUUUAUGUAGUCUUGAAUCACAAGAUACUUUCCAAUUUAAUCUAAAAUAUAUUCAUAAAACAAGAUAAGGUUAAAUAGCUAAUAACCCAAGUAAAGUAAACUAAGAUAUUUUUUAUUGUUAAACCAAUUUCAUUGAAAAUUUCCAUUUAUUUUUUGUUUGUGAUGGACAUGGUUAAAAUGGACAUCUAGUAUCCAAUUUCAUUUAAACUAAUUUACCUAAUAAUAUACAAAAAGAUAAAUUAUAAUUAUUAUCACACUAAAUUAAAGAAACACUUUAGAAAUCUAUUUAAAAUACUUCUAUUAAUGUAAACAAAUAAUCAUUUGAUACAAACUUUAGUGGUUCUACAUUAAAUGGAAUAUUACUGUAAGAAAAUGGUAAAAUUCAUUCAUUUAAUGUUGGUGAUAGUAGAACAGUCAUUGGUAAAUUUAAUGGAUACGGUUCAAAAUUUAAACCUUAUCAAUUAUCAAUUGAUCAUAAAUUAACUAUUAAAAAAGAGUAAUACAGAGUAAUCUCAUCAGGAGGUAAAGUAGAUACAUUCUAUGAUUAAAAUGGUAUAUUAUUAUAUAUAUAUUAGGUAAUUCUAUUGGACCUAUGAGAGUUUGGGUAAAUGGAACAUAAUAUCCAGGUUUAGCUAUGAGUAGAAGUUUAGGAGAUUAAGUAGCAUAAUCUAUUGGAGUUAGCAGUGUUCCAGAUAUUAUUGAAUAUUAAUUAGGAUUGAAUGAUAAAUUUAUAAUUAUUGCCUCAGAUGGAGUAUGGGAAUUCUUAGAUAAUUAAAUUGUUGUUGAUAUUAUUGGAAAAUACUACUAAUAAAAUAAUAUUGAAGGGGCUAGUGAAGAAUUAAUGAGAGUUGCAUAUAGAAUGUGGACAAUAGAUGAUGAUUCAGUUGUUGAUGAUAUCACUUUUAUAAUUAUAUUUAUUUAGAAUUAAUGA
Paramecium pentaurelia is the source of this 1476-nucleotide messenger RNA. The record is from the annotation of a GenBank genome assembly. Lineage: Eukaryota; Ciliophora; Oligohymenophorea; Peniculida; Parameciidae.